Molecule: messenger RNA, 345 nt
Organism: Aspergillus japonicus CBS 114.51
Lineage: Eukaryota; Fungi; Ascomycota; Eurotiomycetes; Eurotiales; Aspergillaceae
Exons: 5
Coding region: 1-345 (114 amino acids)
Source: RefSeq, a predicted model, not a curated record
AUGCGAGGGGAGGGAUUUCCGGCCGAUAUCGACGAGAAUCUUUACAGUACUAGUGGUUUCUCCAAGUGUAAUCAGUAUCAUACGGUUUCACCUACCCAGAGGUCUAUCAUCCUCCCCGCCUUUCUUAUAGAGUCUCUGCUUGUCAUCGUCCUAUUGAAGAACAAUACAAAGUACAACAACCUGACUUAUUCACUAUUCGCAAAGGAGAGCCGGGAGCAAGCAGCUGAAACGUGCCUAGUCCUCACACCUCUACUCUUGAGAGACUCCCCUGUCUCAUCAUGUCUCCAGUAUUCCGGGAUGCGAAGACUCGAAGAACCACUUCUCCCCUCCUUUCCUCUUCUAUGA